AUUGCAGUUCCGAUGAUAUUCAUUCUUAUUUUUGCCCAAUCUCGUAGUGACUCGCAUAUAUUCACAUUGUUAGGCUGAUUUGGGAGAAAAGUUAGUUCCAAAUGCCUUGUUCUUCACUAGCAUUCCACUCCAACUAUAUACAUAUCGCUUCCUCUCAGAAGCGUAAUGUAGCUAUAACACCGGACUACCAAGCCUUAUCUUGCAUAUGGAUCUGUCCGGAAAUACCCAACAGUCUGAUGGCUUGGCACCCUCAGGAAAAUCAUCAUGGACGCCAGAUCUUCCCCAUCAUUUCCUACAACCCGGCCCCGGGGUUGACCCCACCGUACCGGGAUUCGGUCCUGGACUGCCGCUGCUCGGACAACAUGAUGGUUUGAGCCAUCUUGCUUCCGCGGCGGCUAUCUCCGACCCAUACAGCAUGCUUCCCGGAACAUCGCCACUGGGUCCGUCGCCGCCAAGUCAAUCUGGGCCGUCCGCAUUUAUAGCUAAUGAAAAUAUCGCGCUCGGAACGUUUACGGAAAGCGCUGAGCGAAGGGAGCAGUUAAGAGCCAAGCGUCGCGUUCCAAAUUCCCAACGGAAGAGGACCCAAGUCAGUUGCGACGCCUGUAAAACGCGAAGAUGCAAAUGUGUGCGUCUAAAAUCAGCUCUGGGAUCUGAUAACGAUAUAGCAAAGCCCGGCGGCCAGUCUCCUUGUAAGUUGUGUGUCGAAACUGGAAUUUCGUGCGUGACAUCGUUGCCACGUAAGCAACGGGUCUACGGUAGCGUCGAGAAUCUAGACAAGAGAUACCGGGCCCUCGAGGCCUUGGUUUCGGGCAUAUUUCCAGACCUGAACCCCAGAGCCUCGGCGGAAGAACUGGUGAUCUUUGGGCAGGAGAGGGCGAUAGUCAUGCCUGAUUUCGGUGAAUCGCCCGAUCAAUUUCAACCUCAGCCUCGACUUCUGUCGGUAGAGCAACCUAUAAAACUGAUCACACCUCAAACUCAUAGAUACGGCUCAGUCUUAGGGGAGGGAAUCGGAAGCUCGAAUUUGAUCAUAGCAGGGACCGAUCACGAAAAGACUAUAUUGCCGCCGUCCUAUCUUAUGAGAUUCGCGCCAACGAAGACUCCACAGCUCACGCCUGACUCUACGGAUAGUAUUGCAGACCCCAGCGCUAAGACUACCGGUUUGAUAUCGGAUGCCACUGGCCGGCCGCAUUACAUAGGGCCAUGCGGGAGUCUUGCUUUCUUUGGCAAAAUGCGCGAGCUAUUUGUGCAACGCUUUUCCGAGACGGGGUUCGUAGGUGGAUCUGAUGGAACAACCCGCGGUUCUACGAGUGGUAAAAAACGGCUCUUUCACAACAACCCGUUGGCAGCUUCGCUAGGUGGAACUGGUGAUCGUGGGCGAGCGGCUGCGUCUCCCCCACGACGAGAUGGUUCUAGUUCACCUAGCCAAAUCUUAGACCAUCUUGAUGGCGACUCUCCUCCUCAAAUAUGCGAAAAUAUGCUCAGGGAACAUCCAAACGACCCUGAAUUUUGGAGGUAUCGUAAACGAGUCUCCGAACUUGAAUUGCCCCCUAAAGAGCGAGCAGACGCCUGCGUCCACGCCUUUUUCCAAUGCGUCCAUCCGAACUUCACCUUGUUCCAUCGGCUUACUUACCAAACCGCUUAUGAGAAGAUGUGGCGUUGCUGGGACGCGCACAGAGGAAAAAACCCCAAGACUCAUGUCAAAGAAACUUCUGUAUCGGUUGGAUGGCUGUGCUGUCUGUAUAUGAUACUCAUCCUAGGAUCUCGAUCCCUUCCGCAGAAUGCCGAGUCGCUUGACUUCCAACGGAAAUGGUUUUCAAAAGUUGAAGAGCUCCCACCGCUCCUUGGCACUUCGAGUCUCCCGAACGUACGUGCAUAUAUGCUCCUCUCGUUAUACUACCACAAUACCAACGACCGAACCGGCGCCUGGACGUUUCACGGUGCGGCUUGUCGACUAGCUAUAGCGCUUGGGAUGCACCGCGAGAGUUCUUCGGGAUUGUUCGAUCCGGUAGAGAGGCAGCUUCGAAAGCUAGCUUGGUGGACGUUGUACGGCUACGAACAGUUUCUAUGCUGUUCGUUAGGGCGUCCUAGUGCGAUCGAUGAUAGAGAAAUGGAUGUCGGAAUUCCAAACGAUGACUAUCUGGACGCAAACCUUCUCCCUCCUCGGUAUAUCGAGCAUUCGGCUCGGUUAGAUAUGCUCUUAGCUGCCGUCCGGCGCGGGAUAUUCGAUCCAGGAUUUGUCGCCGCGAAGAUGUAUACCCGAGCCCUAGAGUUCCUAGAGGCUGUCUCAGGUUGGGAAGAUACACUGCCGAGAGGACUCAAACCCUUGGCGUACGAGGGCAGCUCCGACGGGAACGAUAACCAGUGGCGGAGUGCUAUAUUACUUAACGUUCGGUAUUAUCACACGCUCUGCUUCUUGACACGUCCGUUUCUAUUUGAGACGAUCGAAUCUGUGAACGGGGGACCUCCCCUGGGGCCUGACGCGUGCAAGAUAAGAGCAUUAUGCAAAGUCUGUCUGACUGGCGCGAUGCGCUGUGGGAACUUGAUCAUCAGCUUAUGGCGCGCAGGUCACAUAAACGGGGCUACAUGGAUAGAUAUAUACUAUGCAUAUAUGUCUAGCCUAGAUAUCUCGUUAGCAUUGCUUUCCCCGGAUUCGCUAUGCCAAGAUGAAGACCAACUAGAAAUCGCCAAGCCAGAGCUCAUACAAACAUAUACAGUAGAAGAAAUGAAGGACGUUGUAAGGCAGCUAUGCGAGGUCAUGUCGACGAUCGAGGUAUGUGGAACAAACGCUCGGUUUGCAAAGGCAGCGUUUGAAUUUGCGAUUGCCCUCGGAAUUAUUCCCGAGGAGAGUAUUCUCUCCUUAGGUCUGUCACUCCUAGAGCUGAAGGCCAGGGAACGAGAUAAGGGGCCUAAUGAGGAGAGUUUCAUUCCUAAAGCAACAGGAGGGGACCAAGAAUAUACCCACGAUAAAAAACAGGGAGUCGACGGUGGUAGAGUUGACCAAGGCAUGACUGGAAUAUCUAGCUAUUAUCCCGCAAGUGCUAUGAACUUAGAUUUCCAAGGCAACUUGAGCUACCCCUUAGAUGAUGCGAUGGGCGAUGUGCAAUGGGACAUGUGAGUCGAUACCGAACAACGCAACACUGCCUUACUUUACUUCGGAGUUUUCUAAUGCGCUGAUUUUGAACUCGCCAGGAUACUGCAACCUUCACAAUGGAACGGCGCCGCUUUGAAUAUGGACAUGGACUGGGUCUGGCAGUGUCCGAAUCAAAGCUGGCAUGGUAAUAUUUACGGAAACUAACGAACCCCUAGUGAAACCCUUCACUGCCUACCUACCCUCUUACGGGUUAUGUCGACUACGCUCGCACUUGUUAGAAUAAAGACCUUCGGACGCGACAUUCCUGCAAUUCCGGUGGCAAAAGACAUAUAACACAGUUAGCUUCAUAGCCAACAAA
Molecule: messenger RNA, 3449 nt
Organism: Daldinia loculata
Lineage: Eukaryota; Fungi; Ascomycota; Sordariomycetes; Xylariales; Hypoxylaceae
Product: fungal-specific transcription factor domain-containing protein
Exons: 1
Coding region: 206-3115 (969 amino acids)
Biological process (GO): regulation of DNA-templated transcription; DNA-templated transcription
Molecular function (GO): DNA-binding transcription factor activity, RNA polymerase II-specific; DNA binding; zinc ion binding
Source: RefSeq, a predicted model, not a curated record